Messenger RNA from Epinephelus fuscoguttatus (brown-marbled grouper), 4317 nucleotides. It is a transcript of the gene tbcc, whose product is annotated as tubulin folding cofactor C. NCBI's taxonomy places the organism in Eukaryota, Metazoa, Chordata, Actinopteri, Perciformes, Serranidae. Gene Ontology annotation, biological process: post-chaperonin tubulin folding pathway; tubulin complex assembly. Gene Ontology annotation, cellular component: cytoplasm. Gene Ontology annotation, molecular function: tubulin binding. The coding region runs from base 35 to 1072 and encodes 345 amino acids. The transcript has a single exon. The record is from RefSeq and is a predicted model, not a curated record.
UUAUCACUUCCGCAACAUCUGACAGUGCAAUAACAUGGAUGCUAUGGCCGAAGUGAGUCAGGAGAACGGUUUUGCCGGUGAAAGCGGUGCAGCCAGGAUCCAAGAGCGGCUCCAGAAGCGGCACCAGGCGAGAGCAGAGGACGCCGAGCGGAGGAGGGAGGCUAAAGAGAGCCGGUCUGUGGCGGAGGAGAAGGGCGAGUAUUUCUCCAGCACCUUCAACACGGAGCGGGCGUCCAUCGAGGAGCUGCUGUCCGGCUGCUCCGGAGCCGAGCGGGCUGUGGUGACUCAGAAACUGGAGGAGGCGACGGCCAGAACGCUCCAGCUGCAGAAGUUCCUGAACGACAGCUUGUUGUUUCUGACGCAGUACGAGCUGAGCAAAGCCCAGGCUGCUCUGCAGAAACUCCAGACCUCCCUCACUGAGAUCAGAGAGGAGGCUCUGCCCAAGAAGAAGUUCACCUUCCGGGCUCGAACCAAGGCAGCAGAUAAAGCUCCUGCACCUGUGUCAGACACACCUGAUGCAGGCGUACCUGCAGAUGCUGGUGGCACCGAGGUGGACGGAGCCGCAGCCCCAGAGCAGUGCGGCUUCUCCAACAUGGACAACAUGUCUCUGACAAAGACAGCUGAGGAGAUCCAGCAACGAGACGUGCUGCUGACUCACCUGACCAACUGCAAGGUGCGUCUGUUCGGCUCCCCCAGCACGCUGCACCUGAAACACAUCGACAGCUGCGAGAUCCUGUGCGGACCUGUGUCCAGCUCAGUGUUCCUGGAUCACUGUAGGAACAGCACCCUGGCCAUCCCCUGUCAGCAACUACGGACCCACAACACCGCGGACACACAGGUGUAUCUGCACGUCACCAGCCGGGCCAUCAUAGAGGACUGUAGCGGGGUGAGCUUCGCCCCUUUCUCCUGGUCUUAUCCCACCCUGGAGGAGGACUUCGCCGUGUCUGGCUUAGACCAGGAGCGGAACAACUGGAGCCAGGUGGAUGACUUCAACUGGCUCGCUGCGGGGACGCCGUCCCCAAACUGGACUGUUAUUCCAGAAGCAGACAGGAGAACCAAGUGGGACCCCUAGAAUCAAACUUCUUAUUCAUUUUCCAAAGGAGCAUGUGUUAGCCCAGAUACACUCAUGUAGUCUUGUUCAUGUUAGUUCACAAUCAUCAUUUGCGUCCAUGAACAGCACUUACAUUAAUUUUUAGUGCAGCAGUUGUUGGCAGAUGUAACUCAAAGCAGGGCAAAUGAGCAGUUUGUAUGAUGAGGUUAAAAAUCCACCUGUUGUAUCAGCCAAAAUCACAGUGGGACUCGGCUGAGACGGUGUAUCCACCUGUUUGCCAAAUUUAAACUCUAGUUUUGAUUAUCGCAGCUCAUAUGUCAUUGCUUACACUGAGCAAACAGUUGAAACUAAAAAGCAAAAUGCAAAACUGAGUGAUGAUUGCACACAGAGAAAACUGGACUCUCCAAAUUAACACUAAUGCCUAUUUGUUCCUGUGGUAUCUCAAAAUUGGUACAUAUGUUCAGCCAGUAUUAGUUUAUCACAGAUAUAUUGGUAUUGUAUUUUCAGUUCAGAAAUGUUAAAUAAAACUGUGAAACGUCUUGUACGGAACAUAUCUUGCUCACAAUUAUUUAAAAAUCAAAUGUAAGGCAUUCUCAUCAAAACUCUUAGUUGAACCUGUGUGUUUGCCCUACAUAUACACUCAGUUGCCGGUUUAUUAGGUACACCUAGCCAGAAGUCAUGACGGUUUUGAUGGUAAUUUGAUGGCGAUUCAGCUUUAUCCUCCUGAGACCCUGUGUCCUCUUAAGGACAUCAUAUUAUGGGUUUCCUGCACCUUAUACUUCAUUCUGUUUAACUUAGACCUGUUGUCCUUGUUUGCGGACACUUCUUUGUGCCAUCUAUUGGUAGUCAGAGCACAAUACACUGAUCCAUGUAAAAAUAAGAUGGCAGCCAUCUCUGCCAAGUCAGUCUGCAGCUGAUCCCGACACAAAAGUGGACAUGGUCCAAAACCUGAUCACAGUUUAUGGUUAAAAAUUGUUUAUUUAUGAUUCAUAAUGUUUGUAGUUUGAUAUGGCAACAAAUUUGACCAAUUUUAGCAACAGUAACAAGCUAAGACAUUGUCAAUUAGGAAGUAUUCAUCUGAGGACAUUAGGACUUUAUUGUCGUCUCGUUUGAGGACAUAGGGACUUUAUUGUUGUCUCGUUUGAGGACAUUGGGACUUUAUUAUUGUCUUGUUUGAGGACAUUGGGACUUUAUUGUUGUCUUGUUUGAGGACAUUGGGACUUUAUUAUUGUCUUGUUUGAGGACACUGGGACUUUGUUUUUGUCUUGUUUGAGGACAUUGGGACUUUAUUAUCGUCUUGUUUGAGGACAUUGGGACUUUAUUAUUGUCUUGUUUGAGGACACUGGGACUUUGUUGUCGUCUUGUUUGAGGACAUUGGGACUUUAUUAUCGUCUCAUUUGAGGACAUUGGGACUUUAUUGUCAUCUCGUUUGAGGACGUUGGGACUUUAUUGUCGUCUCGUUUGAGGACAUUGAGACUUUAUUAUCGUCUUGUUUGAGGACAUUGGGACUUUAUUGUCGUCUUGUUUGAGGACAUUGGGACUUUAUUAUCGUCUUGUUUGAGGACAUUGGGACUUUAUUGUCGUCUCAUUUGAGGACAUUGGGACUUUAUUGUCAUCUCGUUUGAGGACAUUGGGACUUUAUUAUCGUCUCGUUUGAGGACAUUGGGACUUUAUUGUUGUCUCGUUUGAAGACAUUGGGACUUUAUUAUUGUCUCGUUUGAGGACAUUGGGACUUUAUUAUCGUCUGGUUUGAGGACAUUGGGACUUUAUUGUUGUCUCGUUUGAGGACAUUGGGACUUUAUUAUCGUCUGGUUUGAGGACAUUGGGACUUUAUUGUUGUCUCGUUUGAGGACAUUGGGACUUUAUUAUCGUCUCGUUUGAGGACAUUGGGACUUUCUUGUUGUCUCGUUUGAGGAUAUUGGGACUUUAUUAUUGUCUCGUUUGAGGACAUUGGGACUUUCUUGUUGUCUUGUUUGAGGAUAUUGGGACUUUAUUAUUGUCUCGUUUGAGGACACUGGGACUUUAUUGUUGUCUCGUUUGAGGACAUUGGGACUUCGUUAUCGUCCCGUUUGAGGACUUUAUUGUUACCUCGUUUGAGGACAUUGGGACUUUAUUAUCGUCUCAUUUGAGGACAUUGGGACUUUAUUAUCGUCUCAUUUGAGGACAUUGGGACUUUAUUAUCGUCUCGUUUGAGGACAUUGGGACUUUAUUAUCGUCUCAUUGGAGGACAUUGGGACUUUAUUAUCGUCUCAUUGGAGGACAUUGAGACUUUAUUAUCGUCUCGUUUGAGGACAUUGGGACUUUAUUAUCAUUGACAAUAUUUUGUUUUUUAUACGUAUCAGGUCCUACUGAUCCCAAAUAACUAGGAGAAAUUAAAAAUACGGACUAACGAAAGUUCGGGUCUCAGGAGGACAUGGUCAUUUUGGAGGUUGCAGUAUGUAGUGAUUAUACAGAGUUUUACAUACUGUUAAGCUCCUGCUGAUUCAUUCUUACAUAUUCCAGUGUCAAAAACAAAUUCACUUCUGGUUGGAAUCGAAUAUUUUAAGGUCAGAGGGUGAAACUGUUCUGCUAACGGCUUAGCCAUUGUGUUAUAUUCACAAAAAGUACAUGAUCAUUAAUCUGCAUCUGAACACAGUAACUCAACCACCUGGACCUCAGAGCUGUCUGUCUAUUAAAAGAAGAGAAUGUGACUCACUGUAAGAACAUUUAAAAGUUCUUUUCACUAACAAACGCUGGUAUUUUUCUGCUUCCUGUUUCCUUUUGUUAUUGAUAAUAACCCUGAAACCCAUGGUAUAAUAAUUAGUAUCAUUAAAAGCAUUGUUCAGAUCAUUAUUACAUUCAACAGCUUUAAACCAGUUACACAAUCAGUCUUCAUUAUACUGGAUCUGAAUACUUGAACAAAGGACAGAUGAUGAGCCGCGUGCUGAAAUUACGUGCCUUUAUGCAGCUGAAGACCUCCAACCCUGAACAGCACUCAAAGUCUUCAGUGGUGCUCUGAUCCUCCAGUAUGUAACUAAAUCUAGUCUGUACUUUGUAAACAGGGACAUUUAAAAGUGACUGCGGUUGAAAUGAGGUGCAAAUAAAGAGUCUUCCUGCUCAACAACAUGUUUGUAUCUGGUGUUUUAUAUCAAUGAUCAUGAUUCGUUUUUAAUUUUCUUGUUAAAUAUAACCAGCCCAUUUACAAAACAAGACAAAUUAAUAUAAAGCAGAUCCAAACAACAAAAACAGUAAAAGUACAAAACAUACUAAAACCAGUAAAACUAAAG